GGUUAAAAUUAUAGUAUAGCAAGAGUUUGACAGGCUUUAAGCAAAAAUGCAUAAAAAAUUAAAGAAGCAGCCAUGGCUAGGCAACUCCGUGUUCUUCCCAGGUUGCCUCUCACUCCUCCACUCAACCACUUGACACUGUCUAUCUCCCUCUGUACGGACUCGUCAAACACCAACUACCAUUUUCAAGAACAACAGCGCAAUGAACAAGUUCGCAAACUCCGAAUCCUCCUACAACAAAACCGCACUGAAACCGCCCAAAAUCUUCUCAAAACCCUCCUCCUCUCUAAAGAUUCCCCUUUCUCUUCUCCCCAUGAACUCUUCUCGCUUUUCUCCAUUUCUUCACCCUCCUUAAAACCCAUUUUCUCCGAUAUGUUGUUGUCAUUUUUAUCCACCGCUAAAAUGCCCGUUGAAGCUACAGAGCACUACUAUUCUGUUCGAAAAGAGGGUACUUUUCCUUCUUUGGCUGCUCUCAGUGUUUUUCUUGAGUGUUUGGUGAAUUGUAAUCAAUUUGAUGAGACUCUUGAGCUGUUUGAAGAGAUUGUAGCGUCGGGUUUUCGACCAGAUAGGCUUAUGUAUAGUAAAGCGGUUCAAGCCGCGGUGAAAUUGGGUGAUUUGGAGAGGGGUUUUAAGUUUUUUAAGUCUAUGAAGAAGAGAGGAGUGAGUCCUAAUGUGUUUGUUUAUAAUAUUUUGAUGAGUGGGUUGUGCAAAGAGAAGAGAAUGCGGGAUGCGGAGAACAUGUUUGAUGAAAUGUGUAGGAGAAAAUUGGCGGCGACGAUGGUUACAUAUAAUACGUUGAUUGAUGGGUAUUGUAAAGUUGGGGAGGUGGAGAAGGCUUUUGAGUUGAGAGGAAAGAUGGAGAUUGAGAACGUCAAGGCCAAUAUAGUAACUUACAAUUCUUUGCUUAGUGGCCUUUGUAGGGCAAAGAAGAUGGAAGAGGCAAAAAGUUUUUUCAAGGAGAUGAAAAAUAAUGGCUUUGUGCCUGAUGGGUAUAGUUAUAGUAUCCUUUUUGAUGGGUUGUCAAGGUGUGGUGAUGUGAAGGGUGUGAUGGCUUUGUAUCAAGCAGCUAGUGAGAAAGGUGUUAGGAUUAAUAAUUAUACUUGCAGCAUUUUAUUGAAUGCAUUGUGUAUAGAAGGGAAGGUUGAAAAGGCCGUGGAACUUUUGGAGAAGGAAAAGGAAAAUGGACUUGUUCCAGAUGAGGUUAUGUUUAACUCAAUUGUGAAUGGGUAUUGUCGAAGGGGUGACAUUAAUCAAGCUAUUUUGACUAUUGAACAAAUGGAAAAUUAUGGGUUGAGACCGGAUUGCAUUACUUUCAAUUCUUUGAUUGACAAGUUUUGUGAAAUGAGAGAGAUGGAUAAGGCGGAGAGAUGGUUGAAGAAAAUGGAGGAUAAGGGUGUUUCUCCAAAUUUAGAGACACAUAACACCCUAAUUGAUGGCUAUGGACAGAUGGGCCUCUUUGAUAGGUGCUUCCAGAUUCUUGAAGGAAUGGAAAAUCAUGGGAUAAAGCCAAAUGUUGUAAGCUAUGGCUCUCUCAUAAAUUGCCUGUGCAAGGAUGGUAAACUUCUUGAAGCUGAGAUAGUUCUCAGGGAUAUGGAAGGCAGAGGGAUUUUUCCUAAUGCUCAAAUAUAUAAUAUGCUCAUUGAUGGUAGCUGCACAGUGGGGAGGAUUGAAAAUGCUUUCAGGUUUCUUGAUGAGAUGGUGAAAAGUAGAAUGGGUCCAACACUUGUAACUUAUAAUAUCCUAAUUAAUGGCCUUUGCAAAAAGGGAAGGGUAAGGGAAGCUGAAGACUUGCUUCUCCACAUAAUUAAAAGUGGUCUUAGUCCGGAUGUGAUCACAUACAACUCACUGAUCUCGGGUUAUUCUAAUGCAGGAAAUGCUCAGAAAUGUCUGGAGCUAUAUAAAAAUAUGAAGAAGCUGGGCAUUGAGCCUACUCUAAAGACUUAUCAUCCCCUGAUUAGUGGAUGUAGCAAAGAGGGAAUUGUAGCUGUAGAGAAACUAUUUAGUGAAAUGUUGCAGGCUAAUUUGUCUCCUGAUCUACCUGUGUAUAAUACACUCAUUCACUGUUACGCACAGCAUCGAGAUCUUCAAAAGGCAUUAGCAUUGCAUAGUGAAAUGGUGGACCAAGGAAUUCAUCCAGACAAGGUGACUUAUGAUAGCUUGAUUUUUUGCUUCUUAACAGAGGGAAAAGUAUCUGAAGUAAAAGAUCUUGUCAAUGACAUGAAGGUCAAAGGAUUGAUCCCUAAAGCCGACACGUACAACAUGCUGAUUAAGGGAUACUGCGAACUUAAGGAUUUUGGUGGAGCAUACAUUUGGUACAGAGAGAUGUUUGAAAAUGGUUUCCUCCCCACUUUUGGUAUAUGCAAUGAACUUACCACUGGUCUUAAACAGGAUGGGAGGUUGGAAGAGGUCCGGAUUAUUUGCUCUGAAAUGAGUGCUAAAGGAAUGGAUGAUUUUAACACUACUAAGGAUCUUUCUGCUGCUGCCAAAAUGUAAAGAGAGACUUCGUGUGAAUAAGUACUCAUAAUCUAGAUGAAUUAAGCUCUCAAGGAAAGCUGGAAAUGCAGCUGCAUAAAGCACUGUGAUUACUUGGGAAUUCGUGAUGCUUAUGCCCAGCCUGGACCUGAUUUUCUCUGGGAUGACAAAUGUGUAAUACUACUGCUCUAAAUGUGGUUGGAGGACGGUGAAAAUAUCAAUUAACUGUCUGCUAUUCUUGGAGUCAGGAAGUCCAUAUUUUGAGGCAGUCUAAAGGUUUUAUUGGCAAAGGGUCCAGUAUUGACCAGAGAAAGAUAAAUUUGGUUGUUGCCAAACACCCUGUCAGUGGCCACCAUUUUUUGAUAGAUUGGAUGCGUUUGAUACCACGGCCGAAUAAAAUGCCUUAGUUGAGGAGAGGGAAUCCGCUAUUUGGCUGGCUUUUCUUUUCAAGGUUAACUCUUGACUGAUCAUUGGUAAUAAAAUCCUUGUAUUAUUAAGUAGGGCUGGUGUCAUUUCAAAGUAUUUCAAUUCUUUUGAACAAGAGAGGUUUGAUGCUUGUAACAUUGUAUAAAUUUCACUUCUUACUAGAGAAAUAAGCAGUUAUCUAUUUCUAGAAA
Molecule: messenger RNA, 3086 nt
Organism: Mangifera indica (mango)
Lineage: Eukaryota; Viridiplantae; Streptophyta; Magnoliopsida; Sapindales; Anacardiaceae
Product: pentatricopeptide repeat-containing protein At5g12100, mitochondrial-like
Exons: 3
Coding region: 73-2490 (805 amino acids)
Molecular function (GO): protein binding
Source: RefSeq, a predicted model, not a curated record